Elgaria multicarinata webbii is the source of this 816-nucleotide messenger RNA. RefSeq names its product oligodendrocyte transcription factor 3 (gene OLIG3). Gene Ontology annotation, biological process: axon development; positive regulation of transcription by RNA polymerase II; sensory organ development. Bases 1 to 816 code for a protein of 271 amino acids. Lineage: Eukaryota; Metazoa; Chordata; Lepidosauria; Squamata; Anguidae. Gene Ontology annotation, cellular component: nucleus. The record is from RefSeq and is a predicted model, not a curated record. The transcript has a single exon. Gene Ontology annotation, molecular function: E-box binding; DNA-binding transcription factor activity, RNA polymerase II-specific; protein dimerization activity.
AUGAAUUCGGACUCCAGCUCGGUGUCGAGCCGCGCGUCCUCGCCAGACAUGGACGAGCUGUACCACCACCACCACCAUCACCACCACCACCACCACUCGGUGUCGUCCACGCAGAGCGACGUCGGCGGCAAGGGCUCGUCGGGGGACGGCGGCGGCGGCGGCCUGUCCCGCGGCGGCUCCAAGGGCUCGCCGGGCGACAGCAGCAAGUACAAGCUGAAGAAGCAGCUGUCCGAGCAGGACCUGCAGCAGCUGCGGCUGAAGAUCAACGGGCGCGAGCGCAAGCGCAUGCACGACCUCAACCUGGCCAUGGACGGGCUGCGCGAGGUGAUGCCCUACGCGCACGGGCCGUCGGUGCGCAAGCUCUCCAAGAUCGCCACGCUGCUGCUGGCGCGCAACUACAUCCUGAUGCUCACCAGCUCGCUGGAGGAGAUGAAGCGGCUGGUGGGCGAGAUCUACGGCGGCCACCACUCGGCCUUCCACUGCGGCAGCGUGGCCCACCCGGCCGCCGGCCACCCGGCCGUGCACCCGGCCCACCCCAUCCUGGGCGGCGCCCUGUCGUCGGCCAACGCGCCCUCGCCGCUCGCGGCCUCGCUGCCCGGCCUGGGCGCCAUCCGGCCGCCCCACGCGCUGCUCAAGGCGACGCCCGCGACGCCGCCCGGCCUGCAGCUCGGCGCCGCCGGCGGCUUCCAGCACUGGGCCGGCCUGCCGUGCCCGUGCAGCAUCUGCCAGAUGCCGCCGCCGCCGCACCUCUCGGCCCUGGGCGCCACGGCCGGCCUGGCCCGGAUCUCCACAGAAGCCAAGGACUUGCUCAAGUGA